GAAACUUGAAUCCUACUCUACUCUUCCCAUUUUGAUAAGCUUUCUCGUCAAUAAUUCCCUCACCUUCAUAUACAAGUAACUCUGCGCAAGCCCCAAACUUGGAACAAAAUUACUGUGGAGCUUAAAGUUUAACCUUUCUGUUGAUUUUGGUGAUGGGUUGGAAAUACAACGCAGGAUUGGGGUUGAUUGGUGCCGUCGUCUUCAUAUGGGUCGCCUCUGCAGAGGUUACUCAGAGAAUUUUCACCGAGUACAAACAGCCUUUUUCACUCACCUAUCUCGGUGUGUCCCUCAUGGUCGUCUAUCUACCUAUAGCAGCCCUCAAGGACCGGAUCUGCAGCUUACUGAGAAAAAAUGAAUUUCAUGACAGUGCAGAAACAGAUGUCACAACUUCCUUAAUUACUGAUAAAGACCUCAGUGAUAGAGAAGAGGGGCGCCCUGUAAUGGAUAAGAAUGACGUAGAUGAGCCUUACUUUCUUGCAAAAAGUAAUCAACUUGGUCCAUGGGAAAUUGCAAAAUUUGGCUUAAUACUUACUCCAGCAUGGUUUAUCACAGAGUAUUUGUCAAAUUCUGCACUGGCAAAUACUAGUGUUGCAAGUACAACUGUCCUAACUUCUACAUCGGGGCUCUUUACACUUUUGUUUGGAGCACUUCUUCGUCAGGACUCCAUAAACAUUGCAAAGAUGGCUGCUGUUUUUAUCAGCAUGGCUGGUGUUGCCAUGACCACAGCUGGAAAAACUUGGGCGCCUGAUGAACUGCUGAGCGUCUCUGAGACUAGAAAGCACUCAAUAACAGGAGACAUUUUCGGUCUUGUGUCAGCAGCAUCAUAUGGAUUAUUCACAGUGUUACUCAAGAAAUUUGCUGGAUCAGAAGAGGAAGGGGAUAAGGCUGAUGUGCAAAAGCUAUUCGGAUACAUUGGUCUCUUCACUCUUCUUGGUCUGUGGUGGCUUGUGUUGCCGCUGAAUGCUAUGGGGAUUGAACCGUCUUUUGAAUAUCCACCAUCAGGAUCUGUUGGGGAAGCUGUGCUGUUAAAUGGCUUUGUGGGGAGUGUUCUUUCAGAUUAUUUUUGGGCUCUUUCUGUAGUUUGGACAUCUCCAUUAGUUGCAACUUUGGGCAUGUCCUUGACAAUUCCCCUUGCUAUGGUUGCUGACAUGGUGAUUCACGGCCGUCGUUACUCUGCAAUCUACAUCUCUGGUUGCAUUCAGGUUUUUGCAGGAUUUGUCAUGGCAAACCUUUCAAACAAGUUUUCUAGCAAGGAAGAGUUGUAAUAGUAUGAACAAAGCUCAAAAUUAUUGUAGUUUGUAUAAUGCACUAUUGCCCGGUUUGACAUAGUUUUUAAGGUGUAAAAAACUGUAGUUUAUUUCAAAAGUUACACCAUUAAGUUGAAGUUUGUAAAAAACAGCUUUCAUAAGUUAAAAACUACAGCUGCUUAUAAUUUAAGCUAAACUA
Rosa chinensis is the source of this 1446-nucleotide messenger RNA. RefSeq lists its product as uncharacterized. Gene Ontology annotation, cellular component: membrane. The transcript is spliced from 8 exons. The record is from RefSeq and is a predicted model, not a curated record. NCBI's taxonomy places the organism in Eukaryota, Viridiplantae, Streptophyta, Magnoliopsida, Rosales, Rosaceae. Gene Ontology annotation, biological process: regulation of peptide transport. Bases 153 to 1265 code for a protein of 370 amino acids.